UUCUAAAGUGGGUUAGCUUCGCUCUGCCAAACAAAUUUAGUUUUAGUAUUGGCUGCGCGCUUGGUUUGCUGUCUGAACGACGCUUUGUUCAAAUUCGUUGCGUACAUUUGCGCGGGCAUGUUUAUAUCUAUUUAGUGUUUUUCUUUAUAUUUUGCUUUACGACAUACGGAAACAUGGGUUGUGCAAGUGGGCUCGUCAAGUAUUUAGUGUUUCUGGCUAAUUUACUUUUUGCGUUGAUUGGAUUAGGAUUAGUCAUCGUAGGAAUACUAUUCAAGCUCAACAUUGCAGAGGUUACCAGAUUGAUUCCAGGAGAUUUGGGAAUCGCACCAAUUUUAUCCAUAGUUCUGGGAGCUAUUGUGUUUAUAACGGCUUUUCUAGGAUGCUGUGGAGCAGUCAGAGAGAGUUCAUGCAUGUUGACAACAUACUCCAUAAUCCUCAUCACCAUCUUUAUAAUUCAAGUGGCGAUCGGAGUAUACGCUUAUCUCCAAAUCAAGAACGAAAACCAGUUGCGUUCCACCAUCAGGAAUAAAGUCGAUAGUACUUUCAACGAAGCCAGACAUAACCUUCCUGAAGCCUUAGAAGCUAGAAAUGUGCUCCAAAGAUGGUUACAAUGUUGUGGUGUUGAUGGGCCAGACGAGUACAACCAAAACUACCCUGACAGUUGCUGCAGAAUGGACAGGUGCCCUUCGCUGAAUAACGACAUCUUUAGCGACGGUUGUGCAAACAAACUGUACAACUUCCUGGUCAGCAAGUCGCAGCUAAUCGCUAAUAUCGCCAUUGGAGUUGCUGUUGUCGAGAUCAUUGGGGCAAUCUUUGGAUUGUGUCUCGCAAGUUCGAUAACAAGGGAGUAUCGAAGACAGAAUAGGUACGCUUAAGCAUGCGAUUGGAUCAAUAAAAUUGGAAAGAAAUUGAUUCAUAAUCGAAAUUUUGUAAGGAAUCUAAUUCCAGGAUAUGUUAAUAUUAUAUUUUUUAUAUGGCUAUAUAAAGGAGGAUAAAACCAGUGUAUCUGGCAAAUAAUCUUUUGCAAAUAUUGUCUGUAACCAGAAAAUAAUAUACUAUCUUUCUUCUAUAUGCUAUGAUCGCACAUCUGUUUUUUUUUUGGUACAAUAAUGACAGUCCAAGUCGUGACGUCAUGUCAAUGGACUGAGCUUAACGACCGUUUCUAAACAUUAAGAUAAAUAAA
Sitophilus oryzae (rice weevil) is the source of this 1183-nucleotide messenger RNA. Its product is annotated as CD63 antigen-like. The coding region runs from base 174 to 875 and encodes 233 amino acids. The transcript has 5 exons. Gene Ontology annotation, cellular component: membrane. The record is from RefSeq and is a predicted model, not a curated record. NCBI's taxonomy places the organism in Eukaryota, Metazoa, Arthropoda, Insecta, Coleoptera, Curculionidae.